GUGGCCAAAAUGGCGGCGUUCAGUGGGGAGCGUUGGAGAAGCGAGUUACCUGGACAUAAAAUCUUUAUUAAAUUGCGAGAGAAGCUUAAUUCAGAGCCCCAAGCAGGGGGUAGAAAGCCUGCCAAAAACCUAACUUUCUGCUUGAACGGGGAUUUUUUCGUAUGGGACGACGAUGACAGUGUAUUUUACACAACGAACCUGAGGAAGUUGAACUCAGAAGAGAGCUUGGACAGCUUCGCGUACCAGACUCUGCUGUGCAUCAACCCGCCGCGGUUUGAAGUGUGCCAGGUGUUGCUCAGCCCCACCCAGUACCACGUGGCUCUGAUUGGCCAUCGGGGUGCCACCGUUCUGGAACUGCCACAGCGGUGGGGCAAGAAGUCCGAGUUUGAGGGUGGGAGGAGCCAGAUCAACUGCAAGACGAUCCCCGUGGCGGAGCGCUUCUUCACCAGCUCCACCUCGGUGACCCUGAGGCACGCGGCCUGGUACCCCAGCGAGACGGAGGAGCCCCAUCUGGUGCUGCUGACUUCUGACAACACCCUCAGAUUUUACAAUUUGAAAGAGCCUCACAUUCCAGCCAGAGUGCUGUCUGUAUCGCAGUCAGAAGAGGACAGUGCAGUUCACACACGAGGUCGCUCCUAUGCUGCCUCUCUCGGGGAGAUCGCCGUGGCGUUCGACUUUGGGCCUGCAGCAGGCGCUCCCCAGCAACUUUUGGGCCAGCGGACGAAGGAGGAGGUGCUGGCGUACCCCCUCUACGUCCUGUAUGAGAAUGGAGAAACCUACCUGAUCUAUACAAGUCUGACGCACAGCGGUGGCAGCCUGGGGAGGCUCCUUGGCCCUUUGCCCAUGUACCCCGCUGCAGAGGACAACUACGGCUACGACGCCUGCGCCGUGCUCUGCCUGAGCUGCGUGCCCAACAUCCUGGUCAUCGCCACGGAGACUGGCACACUGUACCACUGCGUUGUCUUGGAGGCGGAGGAAGAGGAGGAGUCUGGGGCUGUGGAGAGGUGGACGCGGGGCUCGGAGGCCGUCCCCUCGCUCUACGUGUUUGAGUGCGUGGAGCUGGAGCUGACCCUCAAACUGGCCGCAGGGGAGGAGGAGGAGCCUGUGGAGUCUGAUUUCACCUGUCCAAUCAGAUUACACCGAGACCCCCUGUGCCAGCACAGAUACCACUGCACACAUGAGGCAGGCGUGCACAGCGUAGGCCUCACCUGGUUCAACAAACUGCACAAGUUCCUCCAGUCAGAUGAGGAGGAUAAGGACAGCCUGCAGGAGCUGGCGGCCGAGCAGCGCUGCAUUGUGGAGCACAUCCUUUGCACCAGGCCCCUCAGCAGCAGCUUGUCAGCGCCUGUCCGUGGGUUUUGGAUCGUGUCUGACCUAUCGCUGGGAGCUACCAUGAUCUGCCUCACCAGCGCCUACGAAUGUCUCCUGCUCCCUCUGCUGAGUUCCAUUCGCCCACCCUCCCCUCCGCUGCUGUGUUCCCACCCGGGGGUGGGGCCUGGCAGCUCUCCGCUGCGCAGAUUGGCCGACGACCCGUUCGAACAGCACAUCCGCAACAUUUUGGCACGCAGCUCGACCAAUCCGCUGCUUCUGAAGGCAGGUGACAAGGACUCGUCCUCACCUCCCCCUGAGUGCCUCCAACUCCUGAGCAGGGCCACCCAGGUGUUUCGGGAAGAGUACAUCCUCAAACAAGACAUGGCACGGGAGGAGAUGCAGAGGAGAGUGAAACUCUUGACUGGGCAGAAGAACAAGCAGUUGGAGGACCUGGCUCUGUGCAGGGAGGAGAGGAAGAGCCUGCGAGAAGCUGCAGAGCGGCUGGCUGACAAGUACGAAGACGCCAAGUAUCGCCAGGAAGCCAUCAUGAACAGGGUGAAGCAGGUCCUGGGAAGCCUGCGCAGCCAGCUGCCAGUGCUGUCGGACAGCGAGAAGGAGAUGAAGAAAGAGCUGCAGACCAUCAGCGACCAGCUGCGACACCUGGGCAAUGGCAUCAAACAGGUCAACAUGAAGAUGGAAUAUCAGAAGAAGCAGAUGGAGAAAGGAGCGUCCCCUGCCAAGGCCAGCAUCGUGCUCAGCGCCCACCAGAGGAAGUGCGUCCAAGGGGUCCUUAAAGAGCAGGGAGAGCACAUCGCAGAUAUGAUGAAGCAAAUCAAAGACAUCAAGAACCACUUCAGCUUCUGAGAGAGGCGCGACUCGGGGCCCGCGCCUCCGCGCACGGCAUCCUUCGUCUCACACAAACCGAAUGCAGCCCGGCAGGGAACCGGCUCCUGUCGCACGUUGUGAAGUCAGCUGAGAAAUCGCUCACUGCUUGUUAUCUCACCCAGUUUGACAAACAAAUUUGGCUCAAUGGUAUCCUUUUUGGUGGUUGCUCGUUAGGCUCAGUCUGUAUUUUAUUACCUUCACCCAACAAAUAUUGGUACUUUCUGGAAGGAAAACGUCUGAAGAGAAGUUAAUCUGCCAGUGGUGCAAAGAUGAGAGAUGCACUUGGCAUGGAGAAAUACAAAACUUCAAGCAAAAUGUUUUUGUAUUCCCACAUC
Molecule: messenger RNA, 2531 nt
Organism: Megalops cyprinoides (Indo-Pacific tarpon)
Lineage: Eukaryota; Metazoa; Chordata; Actinopteri; Elopiformes; Megalopidae
Gene: nup88
Product: nucleoporin 88
Exons: 17
Coding region: 10-2175 (721 amino acids)
Biological process (GO): mRNA export from nucleus; protein import into nucleus; ribosomal small subunit export from nucleus
Cellular component (GO): nuclear pore
Molecular function (GO): structural constituent of nuclear pore
Source: RefSeq, a predicted model, not a curated record